AGCCGUGUUGGUGUAUGUUUUUCCUGUCUGAGGUGCUCUGUAUUAACUGCUGUAGUCUUUAUCCACUCAUUGUGUCAAUGAACAAGGAGAAGUCCUCUCGGUCAGUCAUCAAGUUCUGAACUGGACCAGUGCUGAAAUGUUGGAGCGGCCCCAGAGCCCCCCGGCUACACACACAGCACAUCAGCUCAUCUGAUCCUCAUUUUAUCUCAGACCGGUUUAUAGGACCAGAUUCCGCGCCGAAAUGCCCCCCCAAAGAGCCACAGCUGACUGCACCACUGGACAGCACUGACUGCAGCUAAAUGAGAGUCUAGGAUGGAAAUGUUGCUGAGGGGAAACCUGAGGAGAGGAGUGGCGCUCUGCCUUCUGCUGCUGGCUCUCGUACACGAGGCCACAGGCCAGAGGAGAAAGCCAGGACGCAAGAACAACUACAGGCUUCACGAUGAAGGAGGAAAUGGUGUACCGUGUUCACUAGAGGUGGCUUUCAUCCUGGACAGCUCGGAGAGUGCAAAAAUAUUUUUGUUUGAGAAGCAGAAGAGCUUCGUGUUGAGCUUCAGCACACGCCUCGCUAUGCUGCAGAUACCCGGCUGGACGCUUAGGGUGCAAAUGGCUGCACUUCAGUACAGCAGCUCUGUGUCCAUAGAGCAACGAUUCUCAGCCUGGAAAGACCUGGAUUCAUUCCACGGUCGAGUCAGCACCAUGAACUACAUCGGCCAUGGCACCUACACCACGUAUGCCAUCACCAACGCCUCACAGCUGCUGGUGCACGAGACACAGGCGGACAGUGUCAAGGUUGCAGUGCUGAUGACUGACGGGGUCGACCAUCCCCGCAACCCUGAUGUGAUUGCAGCUGCAGCUGAGGCCAAAGGUCACGGCAUAAAGUUCUUCGCUGUAGGUUUAUCAAACAUCGCCCAGCAGAGUCAGAAUCAAGCCAAGCUACGUGCGAUCGCCAGCACACCUGCUCAGCAGUUUGUCCAAAGUCUCCUCAAUCCUCAGCUGGAGGAGAAGCUGCUCAAAGAGAUGGGUGCAGUCGCAUCUGAAGGGUGUCCACGUGCUGAAGUAUGUUUGUGUGAAAGAGGAGAGAGAGGCCCUCCAGGAAGCCCAGGGAGAAAAGGGGAUCCAGGCUUUAGAGGGCCACCUGGUCUAAAAGGAGUGAGGGGAGAGCCUGGCGUGAACGGUCGACCUGGAACUGAUGGUCCGGAGGGCCGGCCAGGAUACAAGGGCAACAAGGGGGAGAGAGGAGACUGUGGCACCCCCGGUGAAAAGGGUGAAAUUGGACCUGAGGGACCUCUAGGCCAACGAGGAACAAAAGGAGAACAGGGUGCGUUAGGACCACCAGGAGACAUGGGUGCUGAGGGCCCAGCAGGACCUAAAGGAGACAGAGGACCUGACGGUGCUUCUGGACCACCAGGGGACACUGGCAUCGGGUUCCCAGGGGCCAAGGGUGAAAAGGGCAUUCAGGGAAGACCAGGUCUAGCAGGUCCUGCUGGGAUCGGAGAACCAGGACUACCAGGUCCCCCAGGAUCACCCGGUGCGCUAGGAAACCCCGGACCAGCUGGAGAGGGAUUUCCAGGGCCGAAGGGUGAUCGAGGAUACGACGGUCCCAGGGGCAAUCGUGGACUUCCUGGUCUUGGGAUCAAAGGUGACAGGGGCAACCAGGGGCCGCCUGGAAGUCCAGGUCCAAUUGGUGCUCCUGGUUUAGGACUUCAAGGAGAAAAGGGUGAUGUAGGCCUGGUUGGACCUGCAGGCCCCAGAGGGUUUCCAGGUGUUGGAAUAACAGGACCAAAGGGAAAUCAGGGACUGCUAGGUGAACCUGGACUGCCAGGUGAGAGAGGCGUUGGAGAACCAGGACCCAAAGGUGACAUGGGGUCAGAAGGGUUACCAGGUAUACCAGGUCUGACAGGAGAGGAUGGAGCCCCAGGACAAAAGGGUGAGAUUGGGUUACCAGGACCAAGGGGAGUUGACGGGGCCCCUGGUAAAGGCGCAUCUGGAGAGAGGGGAGACAAAGGGGAAAGGGGGACCAGAGGCCAGCCAGGUGCAGUCGGUCCUGUGGGGCCGAUAGGACCAAAGGGAGAACCAGGAAAUGUGGGAUCACCAGGAAGUGCUGGACCACCAGGCAGGGGUAUACCUGGUGCCAAGGGAGAUCCAGGUCCACAGGGUGCAGCCGGAGCUGUGGGCGAGCCGGGGGUCGGUUUUGCUGGAGCCAAAGGAGACAGAGGGCCACCAGGGCCGGCUGGGCCACCUGGACUGAAAGGUGAUGGCUAUCCCGGUCUUCCAGGACUUCCAGGGCCUCCAGGUCUGAUAGGAGAAUCCGGACCAGAUGGUGUCGGUUUACCUGGACCAAAGGGGGACAGAGGCUUGCCUGGACCUCCUGGGCCUAUUGGUCCACCAGGGAUUGGCAUAACUGGUGCCAAGGGUUCAAUUGGCCGAACAGGACCACCUGGUCCGCAGGGGUUACCUGGAGAGGGCAUCCAAGGACAAAAGGGGGACCCUGGAUUUCAGGGGAUCACCGGCCCCAGAGGCCCUCCUGGACAAGGUCUACAAGGGGAUAAGGGGGAUCGAGGGUUCAGAGGUGAAAAGGGCAAAAAGGGAGACAGAGGAGAAUCUGGAGAGCCAGGAACCACCGGACCUUUGGGUAGAACAGGACAAAAGGGAGAGCCUGGACUUACAAGGGAAGAAAUCAUCAAAAUUGUGAGAUCCAUCUGCAGUUGUGGUGUGGCAUGCCGCCAAACCCCCUUGGAGCUUGUUUUUGUGAUCGACAGCUCUGAGAGUGUUGGGCCCGACAACUUCAACGUGAUCAAAGACUUUGUAAACGCCCUGAUCGACCGAGCCUCGGUCAACCGGGACACCACGCGGGUUGGUGUGGUCCUUUACAGUCACAUCAACAUGGUGGUGGUCAGCCUCAGACAGGAAGCCAGCCGUGAUGAGAUCAAGUCUGCGGUGCGAUCCAUGACCUACCUGGGUGAGGGUACGUUCACGGGCAGCGCCAUCCAGCAGGCCAACCAGGUGUUCAAGUCAGCCCGGGCAGGUGUGAGGAAGGUGGCCAUCAUCAUCACAGACGGGCAGGCCGAUAAAAGAGACGAGGUCAGUCUGGAGAGUGCGGUGUCGGAAGCUCAAGGAAGUAACAUCGAGACGUUUGUAAUCGGGGUGGUGAAUGAGAGCGAUCCGCUGUACGAGGAGUUCAAGAAGGAGAUCAAUCUCAUGGCUUCUGACCCCGACAGCGACCAUGUGUACCUGAUCGAAGACUUCAAAACACUUCCAGCUCUGGAAAGAAAACUGCUGAGUCGUAUCUGUGAGGACGGAGAAAGACAUUUGUUCAGCUCCAUCCCGAGCUCCAGGCUGCCUCCAGGAAUCCCUGAGGACUCCAGUAACUUUCGAGAACCUCCGUACAGGACUGAUACCGAUACACCCACGUUCACGGGAGACUUCAGGAGAGUUCAGAUGGUGCCCGGCCCUCCAGCGUCACUCCCCGACAGAGAACUCGUCUCUCCACAUAGACCCAAGACCGACGACAGAUCCACCUCAGAAAUUCAUAGAUUUCCACACUUUGACAGGGAGCCUUUCAGACCCGUAACAGAGUUCCUCCCACAUUUCGACUGGAAGGACCCUACAAACCGUAUGGUGAUGACGGGAGCAUUCGGGCCAGAGCGUCCCACUCCACCUCAGGGCCUGCCUGAGGAGAGGACACAGAUGCCACCGACUCCUGCCCUGCUGCCUUCAGACUCCUUCAUAACAGCUGAGCGCUGCAGCCACCCCCUGGAUCCAGGACCUUGCCGGGACUACACAGUUAAGUGGUACUACGACGUCACAGCUAACUCCUGUGCUCAGUUCUGGUUCGGAGGCUGUCUAGGAAACAGAAACCAGUUCGAGACUGAGAAGAGCUGCAGAGACACCUGCGUCAAGGUCUAACAUGCUCGUAAAAAACAUUUUGACUUCAUGAAGUUCACUUCGACUUAAGUACCUUAGUGUUUUACUUAUAGCUAGACUGACAUUGGAUAGGGACAAUAAAAGCUCUUUAAUUGUUCGGUAGACUAUGUACUGUUUUUUUUUUUCCUGUUGGCCCGAGGGAUGUGUGUAUUAAUUGUUAAUCAGUGCAGAUAAAAUGAAAAAAAUCUGUGAUGUUACUUACACUGUGGAACAGUUCUAUUAAAAAUAAAACAAACUUUGUAACCACUAAUUUUUCUAUUCAGAUAAAGUAACCUCUUUGUAUCGUUCAAUGGUGUAUUUUUCUACUUCAUGUCUCACUUUUUUAUGUUUUUCAAUACUGUGAAAUGUCAUUAAAGUAAAAACAAAAACAAAUAAACUUUUUA
Larimichthys crocea (large yellow croaker) is the source of this 4307-nucleotide messenger RNA. It is a transcript of the gene col28a1b, whose product is annotated as collagen, type XXVIII, alpha 1b. Gene Ontology annotation, biological process: extracellular matrix organization. NCBI's taxonomy places the organism in Eukaryota, Metazoa, Chordata, Actinopteri, Sciaenidae. The transcript is spliced from 35 exons. Gene Ontology annotation, molecular function: serine-type endopeptidase inhibitor activity; extracellular matrix structural constituent conferring tensile strength. The coding region runs from base 313 to 3906 and encodes 1197 amino acids. The record is from RefSeq and is a predicted model, not a curated record. Gene Ontology annotation, cellular component: collagen type IX trimer.